Molecule: messenger RNA, 1485 nt
Organism: Mesorhabditis belari
Lineage: Eukaryota; Metazoa; Nematoda; Chromadorea; Rhabditida; Rhabditidae
Source: the annotation of a GenBank genome assembly
AUGUCGUUGAGCCGAACGAUAUUCAACACCUCGCAGAAGAAUAUCUUCUGUGUUUUAUCGCGGGCUUAUAGCGGAUCACAAGAUGCUGAUCUAGUCGUCAUUGGUGCCGGCCCAGGCGGCUAUGUGGCGGCUAUCAAGGCAGCUCAACUGGGAAUGAAGACGAUCUGUGUCGAAAAGGGCGCAACGCUCGGCGGUACGUGUCUCAACGUCGGCUGUAUUCCGUCAAAGUCGCUUCUUAACAAUUCCCACUAUUAUCACAUGGCUGCACACGGAGACUUGGCAAGCCGAGGAGUGGAGGUCGAAACCAAACUGAACUUGCCAAAAAUGCUUGCAGCAAAAGAAGGAUCAGUUAAGGCUUUGACUGGAGGAAUUGCUCAACUUUUCAAAGCCAAUAAAGUGGGUCAUGUAAACGGCCAUGGAACAAUUGUAUCAGCAAAUCAGGUGCAAGUAAAGAAAGCUGAUGGUUCAUCGGAAACGAUUAACACUCGUAAUAUUCUCAUUGCAACUGGUUCCGAGGUAACACCCUUCUCUGGAAUUGAGAUUGACGAGAAAACAAUUGUUUCUUCAACUGGUGCUUUAUCUCUUCAAAAAGUCCCGAAGAAGAUGGUUGUCAUUGGUGCGGGAGUUAUCGGGCUUGAAUUGGGAUCAGUUUGGCAAAGACUGGGAGCAGAAGUCACUGCUGUAGAGUUCCUUGGGCACGUCGGUGGUGCCGGGAUCGAUAUGGAAGUUUCAAAGUUGUUCCAGCGAACGCUUACCAAACAAGGAUUCAAAUUUUUGUUGAACACAAAAGUGAUGUCUGCAUCGAGGCAAGGAGAAAAUAUUUCUGUUGAAGUUGAAGGAGCCAAGGAUGGCAAAAAGCAGCAGCUCGAUUGUGAUGUGCUGCUAGUGUGCGUUGGUCGGCGACCGUACACUCAGAAUCUUGGCCUCGACUCUGUCGGAGUUUCACUUGACAAUCGUGGAAGAAUUCCUGUGAACGAGCGAUUUCAAACAUCGGUACCUUCGAUUUUUGCAAUUGGUGAUGUGAUUCAAGGACCCAUGUUGGCACACAAAGCUGAAGAUGAAGGUAUUCUGGCUGUUGAGGGACUUGCUGGUGGUGCUGUUCACAUCGACUACAACUGCAUUCCAUCUGUGGUCUACACACAUCCCGAGGUUGCCUGGGUCGGAAAAUCUGAGGAACAAUUGAAGAGCGAGGGAGUUGAGUUCAAAGUUGGAAAGUUCCCCUUCGCCGCCAACUCUCGAGCUAAAACAAACAAUGAUCAAGAAGGCUUUGUCAAAGCGCUUGCCAACAAACAAACUGAUCGAUUACUUGGCGUGCACAUUAUUGGACCGAAUGCCGGAGAAAUGAUUGCUGAAGCGACUUUAGCUCUCGAAUAUGGAGCCAGUGCUGAGGACAUUGCCCGUGUGUGCCACCCGCAUCCGACACUUUCCGAAGCUUUCCGUGAGGCCAACUUGUCUGCAUAUUGUGGGAAAGCGAUCAACAGCGUC